This is a messenger RNA of Cyprinodon tularosa, 1568 nucleotides long. RefSeq names its product zinc finger protein 501-like. Gene Ontology annotation, molecular function: DNA-binding transcription factor activity; RNA polymerase II cis-regulatory region sequence-specific DNA binding. Bases 1 to 1092 code for a protein of 363 amino acids. Gene Ontology annotation, biological process: regulation of transcription by RNA polymerase II. NCBI's taxonomy places the organism in Eukaryota, Metazoa, Chordata, Actinopteri, Cyprinodontiformes, Cyprinodontidae. The record is from RefSeq and is a predicted model, not a curated record. The transcript has 2 exons.
AUGGCGCAGGCACCGUGCGGUGGAGGAGGAAUUCGGGACUAUCGGGGAGCAAAGAAUCAAGACCAGAACCAUCUAGAACCUCCACAGAUUAAACAGGAAUGGGUAGAACCAGAACUUCCACUGACUGAAGAUGCCCUGAACCAACUGGAAUGUCCGCAAAUCAAACAUCUGCAGGAACCAGAGCCUUUACAGAUUAAUGAAAACCAAAAAGAACCGGUUGGUGUAACUCAGGAGCAACCAGAACUGGCACAGAUAUCAGACAAACUUAAGGAAUCACAGCUGCUCUUCGCCCCAAACUCUGACAGUCUGGUUCAGGUUCUGGCACUUAAGGAAGAGACUUUUAUGGACUCUCUGGUUUAUCAGCAAACCAAAACAGAAUCACAAACUGAGCAGCUCUGCUCCUAUCUUGGCUCUGAUGCUCAGACCAAAAGCCCAGAAGGCAACGUUUCCAUGGUAACCAAAACACCGCCUCAGUUGGACAACGAUUCAUCUCUGAAAUGUGACUUUUGUGAAAAAGUCUUCAACUUCAAAAACAAUUUGAUUCAGCAUCUCAGAACUCACACUGGUGAGAAGCCAUACUCCUGUAACACCUGUGGGAAGAGCUUCUCCAAAAGCAGCAACCUAAAGGUUCACAUGAGAACCCACACUGGGGAGAAGCCCUACGUCUGUGGGAUCUGUGGAAAAGCUCUAAGUUCAAACAGACAUCUUUCUGAUCACAUGGUCACUCACUCCAGGCAGAAACCUUAUGCCUGCUCACCAUGUGGGAAAAUGUUUUCCCAUGAGAGCUCCUUCCAGUACCACAUGAAGAGCCACAGUGGUGACAAGGCAUAUUCCUGUGAGACGUGUGGGAAAAGGUUCAUUCUCAAUUCUAGUCUGCUUAAACACAUGAGAACCCACACUGGGGAGAAGCCUUUUUCAUGCCCAACAUGUGGGAAAAGUUUUACUCAGAGCUGCAAUCUGAAUGUUCACAUGAGAAUCCACACAGGGGAGAAACCGUAUUCCUGCUCCAUCUGUGGAGAGAGGUUCUGUCGUAAGGCAGGUCUGAUCCGGCACAUCAGAGCACACAGAACCCUCUUACUGAGCAACAGUUAAAGUAAACCUGUGACACUUGGUCUCAUUUUUAUGAGAUUUUUAUUUAUUAGCUCCCCAAAGGAGCAUGUGGUUUCUUCAGGGUCGGCCUGACCCUCUAAAAUAAAGUAAAAAUAAAUAAAAUGCCUUCUAAAGUUAUGAAAUUAUUGGAUGAUAUUUCAUGAUGUGUAACAGAUGAUUGGAUUUGGUGCUGAUGCAGCGCACCAUUUGGAGCCAAGAUUUUUUAAAGGAUCCUUCAUGAUUACUAGGCGAUGGCUUGAAACAAUGGCGUUCCCACAGGGUUCAUCAGCCUGUCAGCAGCUGACAUGGUGUGCUCAAAGGUCCUCAACUGUAAAGCUAAUCAGGAUAGAAAGAAGCCAGCAUGUAUCCUAAAUGAAGGACUGGUCUCUGCGAGGAACCUCCUUUCGGUAGUUUUUUUUAGAUUCUUAUACUUCUUAUAUAAAAAUGUUUUAUAAAUUAUUGCUUAUGCAAAUGAGGUG